Selaginella moellendorffii is the source of this 2099-nucleotide messenger RNA. RefSeq names its product cysteine synthase 2. The coding region runs from base 1 to 1269 and encodes 422 amino acids. Gene Ontology annotation, molecular function: cysteine synthase activity. NCBI's taxonomy places the organism in Eukaryota, Viridiplantae, Streptophyta, Lycopodiopsida, Selaginellales, Selaginellaceae. Gene Ontology annotation, cellular component: cytoplasm. The record is from RefSeq and is a predicted model, not a curated record. The transcript is spliced from 8 exons.
AUGAGGAAGCUCGCGAUCGCGGUGGUGAUCUCCGGAGGAGCUCUCGUCAUUGGCGCCAUCGCGAUUGUGAGCUCCAGUCGGCGGCGGCGGCGGCGGCGCAGCUCUCAGAUCGUGUGGAGCGCGGCGCAUUGCGAUCGGCAACACGCGCACGGGAUUCUGGGAGCUGUCGGGAACACGCCGCUGGUGAGAAUUCGGAGUUUGUCCGAGGCAACAGGCUGCGAGAUUUAUGCCAAAGCGGAGUUUCUAAAUCCUGGAGGAAGUAUCAAAGAUCGAGUAGCUGUGAAAGUCAUCAAAGAGGCUUUGCAAUCCGGAAAGCUACGUCCUGGAGGUGUGGUCACCGAAGGAAGCGCUGGAAGCACUGCCAUUAGCCUGGCUAUGGUUGCCGUGGCGUGUGGUUGCAAGUGCCAUGUAGUGAUUCCAGAUGAUGCAGCAAUCGAAAAGGCUCAACUUCUGGAAGCGCUAGGUGCCACUGUGGAGAGAGUUCGACCGGUUUCCAUAACGCAUAAGGACCACUUCGUAAACAUUGCACGACGAAGAGCACAGGAAGCUGAAGCAAAGUACAAAGAGCGAAUGAUCGUUUGCCCCUUCGAUAAAAAUGACAAGAAUCAAACGAAAAAUGGUACACAUAACGUCGACAGCAAAGAUGAAGCGCAAGGGGGAUAUUUUGCUGACCAGUUUGAGAACCUGGCAAACUUUCGGGCUCAUUACCAAGGAACGGGGCCAGAAAUAUGGAAGCAAACUGGAGGCAAAGUUGAUGCUUUUGUAGCGGCAUCUGGCACCGGUGGCACAAUCGCGGGCAUUACAUGCUAUCUCAAGGAUCAAAGGCCAGAAGUCAAGUGUUACUUGAUAGACCCGCCUGGUUCUGGACUUUAUAACAGGGUUUCAAGAGGUGUCCUGUAUGCUAGAGAAGAAGCAGAAGGAAAGAGACUUAAAAAUCCAUUCGAUACCAUAACGGAGGGAAUUGGCAUUAACCGUCUGACGAAAAAUUUCCUUUUGGCUAAACUUGAUGGAGCCAUCCGAGGCACUGACAAGGAAGCCGUAGAGAUGUCGAGGUUCUUAUUGAGAGAGGAUGGAAUCUUCGUCGGCAGCUCCUCGGCGAUGAACUGCGUAGGCGCUGUGCGGGUUGCUCGCUUGCUUGGUCCCGGCCACACCAUCGUCACCAUUCUUUGCGAUAGUGGUUCACGCCAUCUAAGCAAGUUCUACAAUGCAGAAUAUCUAUCAACUCAUGGCCUCCUUCCUACUGCAAAGGGAUUGGAAUUCCUCGUAUAAGGAUCAUAUAUUCUGUAGUCCUGACACACUUGCGACUGUGUCUUAAUGUUCUUGGCUUCUGACGACAGCGGACUAGCGAGCACUGAAAACUUCUAUGGAACACCUAUUACCAGUACUGGAGCUGGUCCUGGUCUUAAGAUAAGUACCGGGGGCAUGAGUAGGGAGAGGGUGGAGGUCAAGACGUCCCAGUAGCAUUGUCACAACGUCGCUCAUUACUGGUCGGAGCUCUUCACGCUCUUGAGUGCACAGCAGAGCAAUGUGAACCAUCCUGUAGACUUCGUCGGGAUCAUAAUCACUGCCAAGCUUCCAGUCAACGCACUCGUCCAAUUUUCCAGCCUCGCAGAGCUUCCAAGUCUGGAGAAACCAACCAUGAUCGUGCCAGAUCCACGCACUUCCUCCCGCUCAAGAUCACCAGGACGGGAACCCCAAAGCUGAAGACGUCGGCUUUCGGUGACAAUCUCCUGUGAACCGCAUAUUCUGGUGCCAUAUAUCCGCUGCAAAAACGAGGCAAAUCUGUCAACCAUAUCUUCCACUAGAAGAGAACUUACAAUGUUCCAGCCACUUUUGAGACGACGUGCUUUCCAUCCAGAUCGAAGAGCUUGGAGAGGCCAAAGUCCGAUAUCUUUGGCUGUAACUUGGCGUCGAGGAGAACGUUGCUGGCUUUGAUGUCCCUGUGGAUUAUCUGAAAGUGUGACUCCUCGUGCAGGUAAGCAAGGCCCCGAGCGAUCCCGAUCGUGAUCUGGAACCGAGACUGCCAAUUCAAGGCCGAAGAACUUUCUGUGAGGAGAAAAUAAGAUCUUAAUAAAAGUGGAGACAAACACUUAACGGAA